Prinia subflava (tawny-flanked prinia) is the source of this 1136-nucleotide messenger RNA. It is a transcript of the gene PGAP3, whose product is annotated as post-GPI attachment to proteins phospholipase 3. Gene Ontology annotation, molecular function: hydrolase activity, acting on ester bonds. Bases 61 to 1035 code for a protein of 324 amino acids. The record is from RefSeq and is a predicted model, not a curated record. NCBI's taxonomy places the organism in Eukaryota, Metazoa, Chordata, Aves, Passeriformes, Cisticolidae. The transcript is spliced from 8 exons. Gene Ontology annotation, cellular component: endoplasmic reticulum membrane. Gene Ontology annotation, biological process: GPI anchor biosynthetic process.
UAGUGCCCCGCGCCGGCCCCUAUCUCCGGGGCGGGCCGGAAGCGGCCGGGCCGGGCGGCGAUGGCGGCGCGGGCCGCGCUGCUGCUGCUGCUGCUUCUCAUGGCGGCGGCGGCGCCGGGCCCGGCCCGAUGCUCGCAGGGAGACCGAGAACCGCUGUACCGGGAGUGCCUGAGCCGCUGCGAGCGGCAGAACUGCUCGGGGGCUGCACUGCGGCACUUCCGCGCCCGGCAGCCGCUCUACAUGGGCCUGACAGGCUGGACGUGCCGGGAUGAGUGCAAAUACGAGUGCAUGUGGCUGACAGUGCGGCUGUACCAGCAGGGCGGCCACCGCGUGCCCCAGUUCCACGGAAAGUGGCCCUUCUCGCGGUUCCUGUUCUUCCAGGAGCCGGCCUCCGCCUUCGCCUCCUUCCUCAAUGGCCUGGCCAGCCUGGUGAUGCUGCUGCGCUACCGGGCAGCCGUGCCCCCCGCCGCGCCCACCUACCCCACCUGCGUCGCCUUUGCCUGGGUCUCCUUAAACGCCUGGUUCUGGUCCACCGUAUUCCACACGAGGGACACGGCGCUGACGGAGAAACUGGAUUAUUUCUGUGCUUCGGCCGUCGUCCUGCACUCCGUGUACCUGUGCUGUGUCAGGACGCUGGGGCUGCAGCGCCCGGCCUUAAUCAGCAUCUUCAGAGCCUUCCUCCUGCUCUUCCUCGCCGGCCACAUCUCCUACCUGAGCCUGGUGCGCUUUGACUACGGCUACAACCUGGUGGCCAACGCCGCUGCUGGCAUGCUGACGGUGGCGUGGUGGCUGCGGUGGUGCCUGCGGCAGGGCCGCCGCCUCCCGCACGUGUGGAAGUGCGCGGCCGCCGUGCUGCUGCUGCAGGCGCUGGCGCUGCUCGAGCUCCUCGACUUCCCGCCCCUGCUCUGGGUGCUGGACGCCCACGCGCUCUGGCACAUCGGGACCAUCCCCCUCAACGUGCUCUUCUACAGUUUCCUGGUGGACGACAGCCUCUACCUCCUGAAGGCCAACUCCGACCUCUUCAAAGUGGACUAGAGCUGCCGGGGGGGGGGUGGAACCCCUCGUGCCCCCCCAGGGCCCUGCCCUGCCCUGUGCCAAGUGACCCCCCCGGCCCCCCCCGGCCUCCUGCCCCCCCC